Messenger RNA from Spea bombifrons (plains spadefoot toad), 2957 nucleotides. RefSeq names its product tumor protein p63 (gene TP63). Gene Ontology annotation, molecular function: DNA-binding transcription factor activity, RNA polymerase II-specific; RNA polymerase II cis-regulatory region sequence-specific DNA binding; protein binding. Gene Ontology annotation, cellular component: nucleus. Gene Ontology annotation, biological process: apoptotic process; protein tetramerization; regulation of transcription by RNA polymerase II. NCBI's taxonomy places the organism in Eukaryota, Metazoa, Chordata, Amphibia, Anura, Pelobatidae. The transcript has 13 exons. The record is from RefSeq and is a predicted model, not a curated record. Bases 128 to 2047 code for a protein of 639 amino acids.
AGAAAACUUCAUGAUAAGUGUUGCCCUUUAGCAGGAGUAUUAUCAGUUUGGGGUCAAAAGGGGGGGUGCACUGAGAAUCCUGGAGCCAGAAAAUAGGACAGCAUCUCUGAUUAACCUCACAGCUAAGAUGUUGUAUCUGGAGAACAAUGCACAAGCUCAAUAUAGUGAGCCACAGUACACAAACCUGGGUCUGCUCAAUAGCAUGGAACAGCAGAUCCAGAAUGGCUCUUCAUCCACGAGCCCUUACACCAAUGAACAUGCUCAGAAUAGUGUCACUGCACCAUCUCCAUAUGCUCAGCCAAGCUCUACCUUUGAUGCCUUGUCUCCGUCUCCAGCCAUCCCAUCAAACACUGAUUACCCUGGACCUCACAGCUUCGAUGUCUCCUUUCAGCAGUCCAGCACAGCAAAGUCAGCCACUUGGACGUAUUCUACAGAUCUCAAGAAGCUUUACUGCCAGAUUGCCAAAACAUGUCCGAUCCAGAUCAAAGUGAUGACUCCCCCUCCACAGGCUGCUGUCAUACGGGCAAUGCCGGUGUACAAGAAGGCUGAACAUGUGACCGAGGUGGUAAAGCGAUGCCCAAACCAUGAGCUCAGCCGUGAAUUCAAUGAAGGUCAGAUAGCACCUCCUAGCCACCUGAUCAGAGUAGAGGGAAACAGCCACUCACAAUACGUAGAAGAUCCGAUCACUGGUAGACAGAGUGUACUGGUACCCUAUGAGCCUCCUCAAGUUGGCACCGAGUUCACAACAAUAUUGUACAAUUUUAUGUGCAAUAGCAGUUGUGUUGGAGGGAUGAACCGGCGGCCUAUUCUGAUCAUUGUCACACUGGAAACAAGAGAUGGUCAGGUGCUUGGCCGAAGAUGUUUUGAAGCUCGUAUCUGUGCGUGUCCUGGGAGGGAUAGAAAGGCAGAUGAGGACAGUAUUCGCAAGCAGCAAGUGACAGACAGCAGCAAGAAUGGGGAAGGUAUGAAGCAAUCAUUCAGGCAAACCACGCAUGGCAUCCAGAUGACUUCUAUUAAAAAGAGAAGGUCGCCUGAUGAUGAGGUGUUGUACCUUCCUGUAAAGGGACGUGAGAUAUAUGAAACUCUGUUGAAAAUCAAGGAGUCUUUGGAGCUCAUGCAGUACCUGCCCCAGCACACUAUUGAGACAUAUAGGCAGCAGCAACAGCACCUUCUCCAGAAACAGGACAGAAGCCUACAGAGCAACAUGACUGGUCCAAGAAAUACAGGGAGGAGUGACACCUUCUCCAUACAGCAGUGGCAAAAAAGAAUGCAGAACAGUCACAACUACAUGGAACACAAUCUAAAGCAUUCUCCAGUAGAACAAGAUGUCAGAGAUGAAAGUUACCUAAAUGAACGGUCUUCAUUACAAGUGCAGCCUUCAUUUGGGUCCCCCUCCCCACCUCUCAACAAAAUGAACAGCAUGAACAAGCUUCCUUCUGUCAGCCAACUGAUGAAUCCACAGAGGAACUCGCUUACCCCAAACAACAUGUCAGAUGGCAUGGGGGCUAACAUUCCCAUGAUGAGCACCCACAUGCAAAUGGCCGGGGACAUCAAUGGACUGAGUCCCUCUCAGACGUUGCCCCAGUCUUUAUCCAUGCCGUCCACCUCACACUGCACACCACCUCCACCAUAUCCCUCAGACUGCAGUAUCUCCAGUUUUUUAGCGAGAUUGGGAUGUUCAUCCUGUCUGGAUUAUUUCACUACCCAGGGUUUGACCACAAUCUAUCAGAUUGAACAUUACUCUUUGGAGGACUUGGCCAGCCUGAAAAUCCCAGAGCAAUACCGCCAUGCUAUCUGGAAGGGUCUUAUGGAGCACCGACAAAUACAUGAUUUCUCAUCACCCCCUCAUUUGCUCCGGACCACCAGUAGCGCUUCCACCGUAAGUGUGGGCUCCAAUGAAUCCCGUGGGGAGAGAGUAAUCGAUGCUGUACGCUUCACACUACGUCAAACCAUCUCCUUUCCUCCCCGAGAUGAGUGGAAUGACUUUGGUUUUGACAUGGACAACCGCAGGAACAAGCAACAGCGUAUCAAAGAAGAGGGCGAGUGAAGCUUUCCUCAUAUGUACUUUAAAAUGCUUCAAACUGCCAUAUAGCGCCACCAUCAAGAUACGUAGCUUGGGACUCCAACCUGCUACAAGCACUGCAUAAAAAUUUGUGUGUAUGUGCGUAUAUAUUUGUGUAUUUUAUAUAUAGAUAUACACACGUACACACACAUAAUGAUUUAUUGUUAUAUUUAGAUUAAAAGUCAUUGGAACAAGAAAGAUAGAAUGGGUGGUGAGUAAGGGGUAGAGAUUGGAUGAAUGUAAGAGUUGAUACAGAUAUAAAUGAUGUAUUGGAUCAUGGAUGGACAAACAAGUUGGGAAACAUUUUGAGCAGUGUGAAAGUUGAGGCUAUAACAUUAGAAGAAGGGGCAUGGAACUUGACUUAAUGAUAAAGUGUACAUUGAACACACAAAAAGCUAAACCAUCCAUUAAAUUAUUUGCAGUAAAGACAGAAUCAGAGGAUAAGGAGGAGCCCAUUGUACAGCUAGGGACUGGGGUUAGAAGUGGGAGAUCAUGGUAAUAUGCAGCAACAUAUAGUAGGGAAAAAUUCUCCCUCAUACCGUUCUGUGCCGUCUCACAUCCCAUCCAUUAAAUCAAUAUAAACAUAGCUGAAAUUAGUUUAUCGUAAAUAACAUGGUAAUGAAUUGCUAAGUUAAUAUAAUUCUGUACCACUCAGCAUCUGAAGAGUUUGCAAGUCUGAAUGCAUGCACCAUUUUACUCUGAAUUGAAAAGGAACUUGAAGAUCAAGACUCUUGAAGAUCUGCAGCUCAAGCCUUUACUGGCUACUUAUGUGAAGCUGAGUGUAAUGAUUAUGGUGCUCCAGACCUAUGUACCUUUGAUGGUGGCGAGUCCUUGUAUUUUUCCUUUUAUGUGUUUUGUAAAGCUGAGCUUGGCAGCCAAUGUGCCAGGAACAAAA